GCCAAUAUUUUGGAGCGAAGAGAAGAGUUGUCAAGCGGAGGCACCACUUCUAGUCGGAACGUCCGGUUACCGAUAUGAGGGACUGACACAGAUUAUUUUACCCCUGGUAAUCUGUCUGCUUUCGAAGCACUUUGUAUUUACAUAAAGUUCUGGAUAGGCUGUUCUGCACACAAGGAUGAAAUCCAUUGAAAAGGACAGUGUGGUCAGAUAUCCAAGUGAAAGUUUGCGUUGUCAUCCCUUUGAGAUGGAGACUCGACUGACAGAAGAAUUUCUACUCUAUAACGGAGCAGCCUUUUGGAUUUAGUCUGCAGCAGCUAUUACGCGGCGCUGGACACCUGCACCCGACUUGGCCGAGACGGACGGCUUCUACGCUGCUGCCCUGAGAAUAACAAAGCGCUCAGAAGCGCUUCUUGAAAUGAAUCAAUAAUUUCUGCACUCAUGUGAACAGUUGUCAAUGUUACCUCCCCACAGGCAGUCCAUGUUCUGUAAAUCACGGACUGCAGAUAGGCGAUAAUGGACAACGGGUUGGUACUGCCAUCGGACAUCCGAUGAUAUAGCCAUACAUAGGCUAGAUAAUGGCAAUGUCAUCAUGGGCAUUUGACUAGUGUCAGCACCAACUGGGAAACGUUUGUCUCUAAAUUCAACUAAAUUUAAAGAGUUAAACAGGAGAGAACUGUGCCUCCAUCUCAGCCCUGUCCAAAUCCGACCUCACAAAGCCAGUAUAAUAGAUCACUGAAUCACCAUGGGUGCAGUACUGUCACUGUCCCCUGCAUCCAGGAAGAACAGCUACUACGACACGCGCCCCGGUUCGCUCAACCACUACCCGAGGCUGAGCAGCCGAUCGCUCAACACUCAGAAAGACCACACCGGCGGCCUGAAACGAGGCCAGUCAAUCUUCCUCCCGGCGCUCACCUGGAAACGCCUGGUUGCCACCACCAAGAAACGAGGGGGUUCUAAGAAAUGUUCUGGGGGUCCUGGGUUGCUCGGAGACCCCCUCAACAACAACAACAUUUACCAGAAGGACCCGGUGUUGCAUCUCAACCAGGAGAAUGUCAAGAAGUCUCUAUCCUGUGCCAACCUCUCCAGCUACAACAGGCCAGCGGGACUAGGCCUGGGGAUAGGCUUUGGCCAGGGGCACUGCGGCUAUGAGAUGGGCAUUAAGCCCCAGCAGCUACCCUCCGUCAAAAAAGUGCCCCAUCAAGGAAUGGGCGCUUCGUCCCCCAAGCGCGUCAUCAUCCAGGCGUCCACUAGUGAACUCCUCCGCUGCUUGGGUGAGUUCCUGUGUGGCCGCUGCUAUCGGCUGAAACACCUCUCACCGGCGGACCCAGUGCUGUGGGUGCGGGCGGUGGACCGGUCUCUACUCCUCCAGGGCUGGCAGGAUCAGGCCUUCGUGACGCCAGCCAACGUCGUGUUUGUCUACAUGCUGUGUCGAAAUGUGGUGGAUGGGGACCUGGUGUCGUCGGAGCACGAGCUUCAGGCCACUCUGCUCACCUGCCUCUACCUGUCCUACUCCUACAUGGGCAAUGAGAUCUCCUACCCACUGAAGCCUUUCCUGGUGGAGGCUGGCAAAGAGGCGUUUUGGGACCGAUGCCUUGCCAUCAUCGACGCCACCAGCACCAAGAUGCUACGCAUCAACGCCGAUCCCCACUUCUUCACCCACGUGUUUGCCGAGCUUAAGAGUGAGGGGGGCUGCGGCCCACAGGACUACAGCCGAGUGCUGGACCGGUGAGAGGAGGGGUAGAGGGGUACAACCCCCCCCAAUCUCCAUCCCCAUCCCCCCUUCUCCUAUCUGCCAAACAUUUCCCCCUCCUGUCCCCUACAUCCAAGCAUGUAACACAGGGGGGAAGGAACCUACUGGCCUAUCAUGACUGUCACUGACACGGUUGGAUCAUUCCAUCAGCUGCUUGUCAUGCCCCCCCCCCCCCACUAUCUUAUGGCAGGGGUAUUCAAAUCUUACCUUAUGAGGUCCGGAGCCUGCUGGUUUUCUGUUCUACCUGCUAAUUAAUUGUACCCACCUGGUGUCCCAGCUGUAAACCAGUCCCUAAUUAGAGAGGCUUCGAGGUCCAGAGUUGAGUUGCAAGGUGUUAUGGUAUAUCACAAGACCCUACUUUAUCCUCCUAUCAGCCAUCCAUAUUUCAACAGGGGGGGGGGGGAACCGUUCCCCCUAAGACACAAUUAGAAUUCGACGUGUCGUCAAUGGGGUUGGUGUCUUAUGUUGUGUUUUCAACACAAGCCCUUCUAUGUUACGGAAGACUCACCUGAUUUUACUUGAAUGACCUUUUAGCCCGCCUGUCCUUGUUGACCCCACUCUCACCUCUUGAGUCUCAGUGAGCUGGAGGAACAGAAAUAGAAAUACUCUCCUGUCUCCCCUCUCACCACUCCCCUCUCCCUCUCUCCCCCCUCCCCUGUCCCCCCUCUCACUCCUCCCCUCUCUCCCCCCUCUCCUCCCUCUCCUCUCCCCCCUACAGCCAAGACUCCCUAUCGGAAUGUGAUCGUUACAUCUGUUUACAUGGGUCAGUUGUUAGUGUCAGAUCUAGAAGAAAAUGCAUCAUCACAACCACAUGCAGAGUCAGGGGUCAGAGGUUAUACAAAGUGAUUGGUUGGGUCAUUAACAACCCAAGGGAAUGGCAUUUUAUCAACAGCGUUGUUACCUAGAAGAUCAUGGGUAUCAUUACUUAUAAAUAGAUGACUUUGAUAGAACUCAACAGACUCAAAUAUUUCCUAAAUAGUGCACUAUUUUUGACCGGAGUCCAUAGGUCAAAAGUAGGGCACUACAUAAGGAUUAGGGUUUCAUUUGGAAUGCCUGAAGGGUGCAGGGCCAUUUGUCUCUAACACUCCAGCUAUCAUUUCAUCUAAGGGGUCUCCUGGUGGAAGCAAAGUAUGCCCUUAUUUUGCGUGUGUGUGUGUGUGUGUGUGUGUGUGUGUGUGUGUGUGUGUGUGUGUGUGUGUGUGUGUGUGUGUGUGUGUGUGUGUGUGUGUGUGUUGUGCAGUGGGCGUCACUGAGGGUCAUCAGCUGUUUAACCCCGUCAGUCCUUUGUUCCCUGGCUGUGCCUGUCAUCAGGGCACCUGCCCGCUGCAGCUGUGGUAUUAACGAGAUUACCUUUCCUCCUUUUCACCUCCCUUCUUCCUCUAGCCCCACCCCCUCCAUCCACCUCUGUCCCCCUCUCCUCCCUUCGUCCUCUAG
Salmo salar (Atlantic salmon) is the source of this 3184-nucleotide messenger RNA. RefSeq names its product cyclin-dependent kinase 5 activator 1. The record is from RefSeq and is a predicted model, not a curated record. Gene Ontology annotation, molecular function: protein kinase binding; cyclin-dependent protein serine/threonine kinase activator activity. Gene Ontology annotation, biological process: brain development; axon guidance. Gene Ontology annotation, cellular component: growth cone; cytoplasm; protein kinase 5 complex. Lineage: Eukaryota; Metazoa; Chordata; Actinopteri; Salmoniformes; Salmonidae.